Haliotis rubra (blacklip abalone) is the source of this 2303-nucleotide messenger RNA. RefSeq names its product DNA replication complex GINS protein PSF2-like. Gene Ontology annotation, cellular component: GINS complex; nucleus. Lineage: Eukaryota; Metazoa; Mollusca; Gastropoda; Lepetellida; Haliotidae. Bases 16 to 702 code for a protein of 228 amino acids. The record is from RefSeq and is a predicted model, not a curated record. The transcript is spliced from 5 exons. Gene Ontology annotation, biological process: DNA replication; double-strand break repair via break-induced replication.
GUGCCUCGGCGCAUAAUGCGGAAACGGAAAUACAGAGUGUCCUUCACCUUCUACAUAUUUUGCGGGAAAAUUGACACUGUGCACAGUAGAUAUCUGUUGUGUAUAUCAUAUCCAGAGAGGAAAUGGUAUGACUCUGUGACUUCUUUAGUAGCCAUGGAUCCGGCAGAAGUGGAGUUUUUGGCCGAGAAGGAGUUGGUGACGAUCGUACCGAACUUUGCACAAGAUAAGAUCUAUCUGAUCAGUGGAGAUGUUGGACCAUUCAUCCCAAGUAUUCCACUGCAAGUGCCGCUUUGGAUGGCAGUCAACUUGAAGCAGCGUCAGAAAUGCAGAAUUGUGCCCCCUGAAUGGAUGGAUGUAGAAAAGUUAGAAGAAAAGAAACAAGAAGAAAUAGAUAGCAAGUUCUUCACAGCUAUGCCAAGCCAGUUCUACAUUGAAGUCACCCAAUUGCUCCUGCAGUGUGCCACAGAUGACAUCCCACGGGCAGACGAAGUCCGGACACUGAUUAAAGAUGCUUGGGAUCUUAGGAUAGCCAAACUCCGCAGCAGUAUUGACGUCUUUGUUAAUAGUGACGCCACACAUGCUAAGUUGAACUUUUUGACAUUAAUGGAGAUUAACACUGGUCGCCAGUUCCUGACCAAAGCCCUAGACCAGAUGCACCUUCUUCGGGCAAACCUGACUGGGGGUGGUGUUUUGGCCACGUAAGACUAAUGGCAAGAUCUUGACAGACUGCACCUCCAGCCAGCUGAAGUUCGGGAGCAGGGACGCCAACAUUCACAUGGUGUUGAUAAAUCUCAAGUGAUUCCUCAAAUAUUGAAACUAUGGACUAUGGUGAAUCAAAACUAUCAGCAAAAUGUAGUGAGUGCAUUUACCCAGUUGGCAUUUAUUUCUUUUAUGUAGGUAGGAAUUUAAAUUUGUGCAAUCUGUCUCGCCCUGUUCAUAACCCCAACCCUACCUCGCCCUCUAAUCCUCGUCUAAACGUAGUUAAUGGUGGGAGCUCUCAAUUCUCACACAAUAUACGGGGGCGUCACUAAGUGGUUUUAAGAAUAUACCUACAUUAGGCGUUCACAAGUUCAACUCAAGGUGUGUACAUUUAAUACGUCCACUUAUAUAUGCUGAACUCAAUGCUGCACGGGCAUGCUCUUAGUGCAUACAACUAAAACCAUAAACAAUUAUCAGCAAUAUAUGAUAGUUGUCAGCACAUGGCACACAACACAGUGUUCAUGGUAGUUGUCAGCACAUGGCACACAAUACAGUGUUCAUGGUAGUUGUCAGCACAUGGCACACAACACAGUGUUCAUGGUAGUUGUCAGCACAUGGCACACAAUACAGUGUUCAUGGUAGUUGUCUGCACAUGGCACACAAUACAGUGUUCAUGGUAGUUGUCCGCACAUGGCACACAAUACAGUGUUCAUGGUAGUUGUCAGCACAUGGCACACAACACAGUGUUCAUGGUAGUUGUCCGCACAUGGCACACAAUACAGUGUUCAUGGUAGUUGUCAGCACAUGGCACACAAUACAGUGUUCAUGGUAGUUGUCAGCACAUGGCACACAACACAGUGUUCAUGGUAGUUGUCAGCACAUGGCACACAAUACAGUGUUCAUGGCAGUUGUCAGCACAUGGCACACAAUACAGUGUUCAUGGUAGUUGUCCGCACAUGGCACACAAUACAGUGUUCAUGGUAGUUGUCAGAACAUGGCACACAAUACAGUGUUCAUGGUAGUUGUCAGCACAUGGCACACAAUACAGUGUUCAUGGUAGUUGUCAGCACAUGGCACACAAUACAGUGUUCAUGGUAGUUGUCAGCACAUGGCACACAAUACAGUGUUCAUGGCAGUUGUCAGAACAUGGCACACAAUACAGUGUUCAUGGUAGUUGUCAGAACAUGGCACACAAUACAGUGUUCAUGGCAGUUGUCAGAACAUGGCACACAAUACAGUGUUCAUGGUAGUUGUCAGCACAUGGCACACAAUACAGUGUUCAUGGUAGUUGUCAGAACAUGGCACACAACACAGUGUUCAUGGUAGUUGUCAGAACAUGGCACACAAUACAGUGUUCAUGGUAGUUGUCAGCACAUGGCACACAAUACAGUGUUCAUGGUAGUUGUCAGCACAUGGCACACAAUACAGUGUUCAUGAUAGUUGUCUGUACACCACUUUUAGGUGGGUGGAGCAUCUGUAACUGAACUUGAUACAAUAAUGUCAUUGUCCAGUAUGUAUCAAUCUUCAAGGCAACAAGUUUGAUUAGAUUCAUAUUGUAGGGCUAUUUUAAACUUGUAAAUUUCAGAAUACAAUUGUCAAUUAUA